CCACACAAGACGUCACAUCCGGUUUACGCAGUGGGGGAAAACAAGAUUCACCUCCAUCACCAUGCCUAAGAGCUGCUGUGUAGCUUACUGCACCUCAAAUAAACUUAAAAACCCGGACCUACGGUUUUAUAUUUUGCCCAGAAGAGAGACAGAAGGUGAGAGGAGAGCUCUGUGGCUGCAGGCCAUCCGGCGGCAGGAUGUUUCUGGUCGCUUGUGGGAUCCAACAACCAGACACGUGUAUGUGUGUAGUCUACACUUCAUCACAGGCUUCAAGAAGGAGGAUGAAACGCACCCGGACUACACACCCUCACUGUUCCCUAACAGAGGAGCACAUUCUUCAUCUGAAGCUACAAACCUGAAAAGGCUGGACCUCAUGAGGAAAAACUGCUGCGCAGUGGAUGUCCCUUCAACUGUCUCAGACCAUGCUGACAUCUCAAGUUCUGCACAUCCCUCCGACCCACAGUGCCGCUCAGUUCAUGCAUAUUCGGUGGACCCUGCUCAACAUGAUCAUGAUUACUGCAAGCCGGCCCGCGUAAAAGAUGUGCAUGAUAAGAUGACCCAGUAUAAUGAGAUUGGGAACUCGUUGCUUCGAAAGGAAUCAAACGCUUUGUUCUACACUGGUAUAGCUCUGCAAGUAUUUAACAUUCUUGUGUCAACACUGGGAGGAUAUGCUAGCGAUGCAUUAACAAUGUCUGUGCAGGAUCAAGUUCUCAUGACACUUAUGAAAUUAAAGACCAACCGUGCAAUAGGGGAUCUGAGCAAACAGUUUGGUAUAUCGCAGAGCAUGGCUACCAGGAUAAUCUCAUAUUGGAUUGACAAACUGGAGGAAGUAUUGCAACCUUUAAUUCCGUGGCUUCCAAAUGAAACUAUUCAAGCAACCAUGCCUGAAGCAUUUAAGAAGAACUUUCCUAAUACAACAUGUGUUAUACACUGCUGUAAGAGCUAUGUACAAAACCCCCAAAACCUUGAUUCAAGAGGGGAAUCAUCCAGCCAUUAUAAUGUCACAGUGAAAUACAUAGUUGCUGUUGCCCCAUGUGGACUAAUCAUGUUCAUCUCUACAGCAUAUGGAGGGCGAUGCACUGACAAACUCGUAACCAUGGACUCAGGAGUAUUAGACAAGUUAAAACAUGGAGAUGAGAUCAUGGCACCAUCAGGCUCUUCCAUAAAAGAUUUGCUGUUUUUUGAGAGAGGAAUUAGAUUGAUAAUGCCCUCUAACACAGCUGAGGAACGGAUGACAUCCACUAGAGAUGUUGAAAGAGCAAUCAGACGUUUGAAAGCUUACCAAAUAUUAUCACAGGUUGUUUCGAAUGCCCUGGCUCCUAAAAUAAACAAGAUUCUAAGAAUAUGUUCUGCUCUUGCCAAUUUAAGGUAGGAUAUUAUUCAUGACACACUAAUUUAGCAUGUGAUCAACAUGAGUGACUUUGUUUACAUGGCUGUCAGGAACAUUAUGCAGGACCAUCAAAAGAAAUGGUGCAGUAAUGGCAUUAAAAUCUAUAGUCGUGGAAAAAUGUAUGGAAACAAAACGUGGAAAGUUGUGGAUUUUAUGUGAACCGUCUUAGCAGGUUUGUUCUGUUGUACAGAAUGUGAAUGUAUUUAGUGCCAUCACUUCAUAAAAAUCCUAGCCACCUUUUAAUGUUUACAUUAUUUUAGUUUGAAACAUUACCUUGGAAGAUGCAGAAAAAUAUAUAAUCACUUGCAACAUUUUAUGUCAUCAGCUUUUUAAAUAUUACCUGUUGGUAUGUGAAUGUUUUGUACUUCUCAUUUGCAGUAAACUGUUUUAAAUUAUUAAAUUAAACAUUUGUGA
This is a messenger RNA of Sebastes umbrosus (honeycomb rockfish), 1804 nucleotides long. RefSeq lists its product as uncharacterized. Bases 62 to 1372 code for a protein of 436 amino acids. NCBI's taxonomy places the organism in Eukaryota, Metazoa, Chordata, Actinopteri, Perciformes, Sebastidae. The transcript is spliced from 3 exons. The record is from RefSeq and is a predicted model, not a curated record.